Monopterus albus (swamp eel) is the source of this 3030-nucleotide messenger RNA. Its product is annotated as cell wall integrity and stress response component 4-like. The record is from RefSeq and is a predicted model, not a curated record. NCBI's taxonomy places the organism in Eukaryota, Metazoa, Chordata, Actinopteri, Synbranchiformes, Synbranchidae. Bases 157 to 1152 code for a protein of 331 amino acids. The transcript is spliced from 5 exons.
CGCAUACACAGGCAGAGCUGCUGUGGGUAGGAGGGUUUAGAGCUGCGCUGGCUUUUUAAGCUACUGGAUUCUGGUUCCUAUCCUAUUGUGGACUAGAGAACAAGACGAGAGGAAUCUAUUUUGGGCGUUUUCAAACUGUGCUGCCAGAGGUUAGACAUGAUGGAGACCAAACUCUGGAUUUCCCUGUGCGCGCUGCUGCUCAUUAACUUGGGAUCGGCGGAACACGAUAAUAACCACAUGGCUACUUCAAGAAGUCCUCUUGGUAUUGUCUUGACUCCUGAGAUCCCACAUACAGGCUCUGAGCAUCCUACUAGCCUGGACCCCACCAGUGGUCCUGCUCCAGCACUGCAUGGCUCUAAAACAAGCACAAGCACCAGCAGUUUGAGCAACAGCACGACUAGAGAUGGGGAAACCAUGUCUCUGACAGCUGAACCAAAGAAAGAUAAUGAUACCAACAAUGUCUCCCCCUCAGUGACUGUCCUUCCUGAAAUCAAUAGGAACCGGACAGAUGAGUCAACAUUACAGCCUCCAAUUCCUCCCUCUGCUAGCACCACCAUCAUCUCUCACAUCACUCCUGCCUACACUACUACAAGCCCCACACACACAGCUAGUAACACUGCCCCUGUAGACACAUGGACCAUUGCACCACUAUCAAACACAUCACACCAUCCUUCACCUACACUAGUUCCUGACUCCUCCUCAAAGCAGCCCACCAACCCCAAAACACACCUACCCACUUCUGCCCCAGCACCUGAGCCACCACGGGUGGCCACUACCACUACUAGCACUCCCAGCACUCUCAGCACUCAAUCCAGUUCAACAUUCAUCACUAGCUCCUCUAAAGAGCCACCCAUUUCUGAGUCAACCACCAUCGUCCCACCUGGCAGCCCCUCUGUCCAGACCAAAGACCAUGCUGACAACCCAUCCCAGCUCAAUGUAGGGGGUGACACGACUAUGGUCCAUGAGUCUCCCACAUUAGACCCCCUGCUGGCCGGCCUGGUGUCAGCCUUCAUCAUCACUGCUGUCAUCAUCACUCUGCUCCUCUUCCUCAAACUGCGCCGAAGAGACAACAGACCAGAGUUCCGCAGGCUUCAGGAUCUACCUAUGGAUGAUAUGAUGGAGGACACACCUUUAUCCAUGUACAGCUACUGACGGAGGCAUGACUGAAAUGUUUGGCACCUAAAUACUCUCCUAUAAAGCCAGGCUCAUGCCACAGCAGUCAUCACACCUGGUAUCUUUUCCUUUGUCUGCACCAAACAGAAAGUGGGUGGAUAGAUGUAAACACAUUUCUGGAAAGGACUUGAUUUAAGCUGCAAUGAACAGUGAAGGCAUCACCCAUGAUGGGGUCCCUUUGGAAAAAGUCUAUUUUGGUGUUUGUAAUUACAAAUUAGGUCAACGCCUCUUUUCAAUGUUGUAUGCUUAAUAUUUUUCGGCCCAUCAUUUGGGGUGGUUGGGAUUCUGUUUUGAAUUCCUCAGAGUAGAUGGGGUAGGUGUAAAACAGAAGGCAACAUCAUCAGUUAAAUCCAUCACUGUGAGGGUUUACACCUGGACACAGAUUUAACCUGUCCUGCUAGACUUUUUACCUGGGGACACUGGUGUGAUUUUUCUGUUAUCAGAUUAUGCCAUAAAGUCUGGUCUAGCAGUCGGACUGAGAGGCCAGAGAAGAGAAAUGAACAGAAUGGCCCGAUUAUAGUGUUAAUGAGGUUGCACUUUAUUUUUUCCAAGAGAUGAGAGAAAAUUGACAAAUAUUUUUGUGUAUGAUAAAAAGUGUUUUGCUUGCAUAGCAGUGUGUGCUUUGUAGGCAUGUAUGCACUGUGUGAAUUCAUUAAAGGUGCAUGUGUGUCUGUUUUGAAAGGAGGACAGGGGAUAUUUAAGAAUUUCUUUUCUGUGUUAAAAGUCCUGCUGCCUUCUGGUCUGAUUUUGAUGUGAAGUGUGUAUUUUUCUUUCUUUCUUGGAGUCUCUAAAUCCAGGAGAGAGUGCCUUACACAGUACAGGAACAGCUCUUAUUGUAUACUGUAUUUAUAUUCAAACUCACUCAUUUCCAGAUUUACCAGUCGCUCCCAGGACUUUGUGUGAUUCCCAUGGCACUUGGGGAGUGGUAGCUGCUCUGACUUGCCUGUGUUUGAAGACUUGCCUUGAACAUGUUCACCACGAGGCACUCAUUCAUCCGGCGACAGCUGCAGACCGGAAUUGGCCAUUAGCCUUUCCACACAAUGUUAGCAUUGUCCUGUGCAUUGUAAAUACUAUAUUUGCAUCACGCAAAGACAACUUCAUGAAACUCUUCAUCUUAGUUGCUGCUUUAGCAUUCACCAGACACAAACAUUAAUAAAGUUCCAUUAACUGACCUGACAACACCCAGCUGGCAUUGAUUUUACCGUGCAUCGGUCUCGCUGUAUAUAACAGCAGGAAAACAUGAGUGGAAGUGAAUCACGUACAGGGUGACGAAUUUCCAUACAAAAUAUAUGUGGCUCAUAUUUACUUAGAACAGAGUCUAAAUUACUUAAACAUCAAGAUGUCUGGGGAUUUAAAUAAAGGUCGUGAAACGGAGCUAUAAACUGUAUUUGCUACUUCUUUUUUGAAGAACUAGACGGGCAACAAAUUAAGGGAAACCAAACAUGAAAGUGUCUUAGUAAGAUAUUGAGCCCCCGAGGCAGCUUCAGUGCUUCUCGGAACAGAUUCCUUUUACAUAUCUACACUCCCUCCUGUGGUGUUUCAAUGAUGGAGGUGGAGAGUACAAAAGCUUCCAUGGAUCUGGUGCCUACGAAGGCUGUAGGAUAUGACUUACAUCAUUUUCAUACCUGUUAACUAAUUCAAUGAGCUGUUCUCCUUUUUGUAAUUUGUCACUCAUCUGUACAUCCUGUUCUAAAUCAGAUACUCAUCAUUUCUGUGUGUAAAUCCCAUAUUUGUCCAUUUCUUUGCGUGUAAAAAAGUACCCUAAAUACAUAGUGAGGCUUUGCUGCCAGAUGUGGAUUGUGGACUGUUGCUGUUUUUUUGGUUAUUAAAGGUUUCUGAAACAAUAAUCUGCAUUUU